CAUGAUCCCAAAUGCAGUUAAAUUAUUUGAAACCCUUAGUAAAUAGAUUUUUCAUAUUUUUAUUAGCUGUGAAACAUGAACCAUUGACUCUUAUUGUACCACAGGUUGAAACAUCUUUCUUAGGAUUAUAACCUGCUUUAUUUCCUCCGAUUCCUAGAGAGCUGUCUCCUCCUCCUCCUCGAGAGUUAUUUGAUUUGGACGAAGAGUUCGCAUCUGAAAAGUGAUCUUACCAAUUUA
Messenger RNA from Paramecium sonneborni, 237 nucleotides. The record is from the annotation of a GenBank genome assembly. NCBI's taxonomy places the organism in Eukaryota, Ciliophora, Oligohymenophorea, Peniculida, Parameciidae.